UUAGGAUGCCGCCUGACUGCAGUGGAGAUAAGGGCGACCAGCCACAACUGGGAGAGCUGCGGCCCUUCCCCCGUGGGAGACCCACCAGCUUCGACGCCCCUGUCGAUGCAGCGUCGACAAGACAGGUGCCCCCGCGUGGGCAAGGAGCACAGCCGCCCCAGUUGUGGCCGGUCGGUGAGGUUACGACGAGGAGACCGCGGUCUUUGUCCGCUCCUGCCUGGACGACAGCUCGUCGCUGGCGAUGGCAGGCGACUUCCUGCGGUGCUGCAUGUCCAUCACGGAUGCCAACGGGUACCUCGGCCGCUGCCACAUGCACGUCUUCUCCGCCCGGCAGGCCGAGCUGCUGCUGCGGCGGUCGUUCGGCGGCCACUGCGCGGGCGCCCCCCGCUUCGCGAGGCUGCUGGACGUGGGCGCCGGGGACGGCCACGUCACGGGCAAAUUGGCUGAGUUCGCGGACAAAGUCGUGGCCACCGACGUGUCCCCCGGGUAUGGUAGAGCGCCUCGCGGAGCGGGGCUUCUGCGCUAUCCGGACAGGCGAGGCCACCCGGGAGGCUACCCCGAUCGCGCGUUGGUGGCACCCCGGACCACCUCCUGGCAGCCUCUCACCAAAGGCGCUGGGCGAGCACGCUGCUGGCGGGGCCACCUUCGACCUCGUGGCGCUGUUGAACGUGCUCGACAGGGCGAGCCGGCCGCGCACGCUGCUGCGCCAGCUCGUCGGCCUGCUGACGCCCGUGGCGGGGCGCCUGGUGCUCGCGGUGGUGCUCCCCUUCCGCCCCGGGGUGGAGGACGGCACGGCGUGGCUGGACCCGGAGGAGGAGCUUCCUAUCUUCGGGGCCAGCUGGGAGGACGCGCUGUCGCAGCUGGUGGUGGAGGUGCUGGAGCCGAUGGGGUUCCGCGUGGAGGCGGCGAGCCGCGUGCCGUACGUGUCGCAGGGCGACUGGCACACGAACUACUAUGUCCUCAGCGACGCGCUGCUGGUCCUGAGCGCGCCAUCCCGCGGCGGGGCCGCCGGCGAGACGGCGAGCGGCGACACGGCGGCGGCUUAAAAAG
Messenger RNA from Prorocentrum cordatum, 1050 nucleotides. The record is from the annotation of a GenBank genome assembly. NCBI's taxonomy places the organism in Eukaryota, Dinophyceae, Prorocentrales, Prorocentraceae.